Colletotrichum graminicola M1.001 is the source of this 1314-nucleotide messenger RNA. RefSeq lists its product as uncharacterized. Gene Ontology annotation, cellular component: COPII-coated ER to Golgi transport vesicle; endoplasmic reticulum membrane; endoplasmic reticulum. NCBI's taxonomy places the organism in Eukaryota, Fungi, Ascomycota, Sordariomycetes, Glomerellales, Glomerellaceae. The record is from RefSeq and is a predicted model, not a curated record. The coding region runs from base 1 to 1314 and encodes 437 amino acids. Gene Ontology annotation, biological process: endoplasmic reticulum to Golgi vesicle-mediated transport; retrograde vesicle-mediated transport, Golgi to endoplasmic reticulum. The transcript is spliced from 4 exons.
AUGCCGGCAAAGUCAAGGUUUACAAGGCUCGACGCCUUCACGAAGACGGUCGAUGAGGCGCGCAUUCGCACAACUUCCGGUGGAAUUGUCACCAUCGUGUCGUUGAUCGUUGUAUUCUGGCUGGCCUGGGGAGAAUGGGCUGACUACAGGAGGAUAGAGAUCCACUCUGAGUUGAUUGUGGACAAGGGAAGAGGCGAACGUAUGGAGAUCCACCUCAACAUGACCUUCCCCAAGAUGCCUUGCGAGCUCCUCACCCUGGACGUCAUGGACGUCUCCGGCGAGCAGCAGCACGGUGUCAUGCACGGCGUCAACAAGGUUCGCCUUCGCCCCCGGAAGGAGGGAGGCGGCGUUAUCGACAUCAAGGCCCUGGAUCUUCACUCCCGCGACGACUCUGCUGAGCACCUGGACCCCAACUACUGCGGACCCUGCUACGGCGCCCAGGCCCCCCCGAACGCGCAGAAGCCUGGCUGCUGCAACACUUGCGAUGAAGUAAGAGAGGCAUACGCGCAGGCUUCGUGGGCUUUUGGCAAGGGCGAGGGCGUCGAGCAGUGUACCCGCGAACAUUACGCCGAGCGAUUGGAGGAGCAACGUCAGGAGGGAUGCCGCAUCGAGGGCAAUCUGCGUGUUAACAGGGUUGUUGGAAACUUCCACCUUGCCCCUGGCCGCAGCUUCAGCAACGGAAACAUGCACGUCCACGACCUCAAAAACUACUGGGACACCCCCGCCGACGCCCAGCAUGACUUCACUCACACUAUUCAUUCCCUGCGCUUCGGUCCCCAGCUGCCUGAUCAGGUCACCAAGAAGAUGGGCAAGCGUGCAUACGCCUGGACGAACCACCACGGCAACCCCCUCGACAACACUCACCAAGACACAAACGACCCCAACUACAACUUCAUGUACUUUGUCAAGAUCGUGCCCACCUCAUAUCUCGCCCUCAACUGGCAGAAGUCGACCGCCUACCAGGACGACGACAGUUCCAGUCUUGGUCUUCUCGGCCAGGGCAACGAUGGCAGCGUCGAGACUCAUCAGUACUCUGUGACGAGCCACAAGCGUAGCUUGGCUGGCGGUGACGACGCCGCCGAAGGACACCAGGAGCGCCUUCACUCUCGUGGCGGUAUUCCGGGAGUUUUCUUCUCCUACGAUAUCUCACCUAUGAAGGUUAUCAACCGAGAAGAGCGCGCCAAGACCUUUACUGGUUUCCUCACUGGUCUGUGCGCCAUCAUCGGCGGUACUCUUACUGUCGCCGCCGCCGUCGACCGUGGCGUCUUCGAGGGUGGCAUGCGUCUCAAGAAGAUGCGCUCGAAGGACCUCUAG